GUCCGCCGCUGCUGCACCCUGACCCGGCCUGGACGGACCGUGUCUCCCCCUCUGUCCGCUCCUCUCCUGUCCUCUCUGUCUCCUCAUGCGUCCACAGAAGGGAUUCCUGUGAAUAAAACGAGCUCUGGGAUGCUGUUGAUGGAGUGAGACAUUGCUGUCAAGGGAGAUCAUAACCAGGCAGAGAAGCAAAUUUGAACCUAAUCACUUAAACUGAGUUGGAACGGCACAAUGGACGGAGUAGACGCCUUGCAGAGCUCGGCUCCAGAGACCAAGGCUGAGCGGAUCGCCCGCUACAAAGCAGAGAGGAGGAGGGAGCUUGCCGAGCGCUAUGGCAACACCGAGGAAUUCACCUCCAAAUAUGUCCGCAGGGACAAGAAAAUUGCUGAGACGUCCGAAGCAGUGUCUUCAGUGACCAAGGAUAAUGGAUCGGAGCCAACGUACAGCAGGAGGGGCCUCAGGAGUAAAGUGGCUGACCCUGUGGAGCUCACUGAGGACGAGCCCACCCAGGAUAAAGAGGCUGCAACUCGCAUCAGAACAGACACAACUUUAUCCUCUAAAUCAGAGCUCGUCUCCUCCAAUAAGACGUCCUCUCCCUCCAGGCGACUGGAAACCGAUGACACCGAGGAGCCACAAGUCGAUGGUACACCUGUUAACUCCUCCAAGAAGUCUGCUACAACUAAAAAGUAUCUGUUCAAGGACCCGGAGGGGACAGACGAUGGAAGCAGCCGUCGACAGGCCGGUGACGGAGUGAAACGUCUAAUGAGCAGCGAGGAAGACGAGGCCUUCACCAGGCUUCAUAAAUCUGACACAGGCCAGACAAUGGGGGAGAAGGAGGCCUCGGAUGAACCUUCAUGGAACGAGCAGCAGGAAGAUGGUGCCGCCGCCGCCGCCGAGGAAAGAGAGGCGUCCAGUCUCCUUUCUGACAGCAAGCACAGAGACGCCUCUCCCCCUCCCUCCCCCCCCUGCCAGCCUCCCUCUCUACAACGCCAGGACUCGGGGCCUCGCGGCAUCAAGGGAAUCCUAAAGAAAUGUCGCUCCACCAGCGUGGAGUCGGACCACAGCGAGGGCUCGGCGCCGGAGGGCCAGCCAGCUCGGCAAAGCAGCGUCACCCUCAGCCACCAUGAGAGUGAGGAAGAGAAGCAGAAGACUGAUGAAGAGGAGGAGAAGGAGAAAGAGGAGGAUGAAGAGGAAGAGGUAGAGGAAGAGGUAGAGGAGGAAGAGGAAGAAAUGGAGGAUGAGGACUACGAGGAAAACGAGGGCGAGGAUGAGUCACCGACGGACGAUGUCCCAGACGGCUUCAGCAUCAACAGACAGCUCAGCGCGGGAAGCAGCGGCAGCAGCAGAGGAAGUUUUGAGGAGAUGCAAAGUUCGUCGGCUGACGAGAGUCUGGAGAAGAUGUCCACGGUGUCGGAGGACGCUGAGGAGCUGGAGAGCAGCUUGGAUGGAAGUGGUGGCUCCUCCCUCAAACAGAGAAUGUCAGAGUUCAGCAGUAAAGAUGAGAAGAAGGACAGACUGAAGAAGUCCAAACCAGCCGAGCUGAUCCAGACGUCACUGGCCGAUCGCUUCAAUAAGCUCCAAGGUGCCGAAAACGCCUGGAAGAAAAAGAAGUCCGGCCCAGAGGUGGAGCCCAAGAUGUCGCUGAUGGACAGGAUGAAGAUCCUCAAGGAGAAGGAGGAGCAGUGGAAGAACAAAGGCAAAGGAGCAGCCAAUGACUCCGUCCAGUUCACUGUGGCCGGACGCAUGGCCAAGAGGGGUGUUGUCUCAGAGGAGAUGCCUCUUAUCUCCAUUAAGAAAUCGAACAGCACACCUGUGAAGCCACAUGAAGAAAUCUCCAGUAGAACUGAUGUCAAGGUGGAGGGAGACAAACGACUCGACAAACUUGAGUCCUUCCUCGACAAGCUCCACAACAAAGGCGUGAGCAAAAACAAGACGUCCACCAUUGAGGUGACGGCAGAGACGGAGAAGGAAGUGAUGACCCUGGAUGACGACGAGACCUUCGGCAACUUCUACAAAUCCGUCUCGCCCUCCUCGCUCCACGACUCGGUGGUCGUCACCGAGGAGGACUUCAGCCUGAUUCAGGCCGAUACACCAAAACUCAUCUCGACCGUGACAGAACACAAGCGUGCGAUGCGACCCGCCCGGAGGAACCAGGGCUCCAGGAACCCCCUGCGAGCGCUGGCUGCUCGCAACGACCUCCGGCAGGUUUACACCGAGCAGCGGCUCAAUGUGGCCUCAGUGGAAACCAAGAGGAUCCAAGUGGAGAGGAUGGCGAAACACUCCAAACACAACCUGGCCGACGUGGCCUUGGCGGGUCUCGCCAGCAAGGAGAACUUCCGCAAGGUCAACCUGCGCAGCGUCAAGUCCACAGACGUCGUGACCAACAACAGUGCGCUGCCUUUCAACAAGCUCAUGCUUAUUCGCAUCAAAGGUCGGAGGCACGUCCAGGUUCGCCUGGUGGAGCCCACAGCCCGCUCUCUGAACAGCGGCGACUGCUUCCUGCUCAUCACGCCCAAGCACUGCUACAUGUGGAGCGGAGAGUUCGCCAACGUCAUUGAGAAAGCCAAGGCGUCGGAGAUGGCAUCCUUCAUCCAGGCCAAGAGGGACCUGGGCUGUAAGGCGCCGCAGGUCACGGUGCUGGAGGAAGGAAUCAACACCGAGACCAGAUGGGCCAAAGAGUUCUGGAGCCUGUUGGGAGGAAAGACCAAAUACAGAGGUGUAGGGGAGCCGGAGGAAGAUGAACUGUACGAGGCAGGGAUUCUCGACUCUAAUGGGGUGUACAGACUCCAGGGAGACAAGCUGGUGCCUCAUGAUGAUGCAUGGGCCUCCAUCCCGAGUGUCUCCAUGCUCAACUCCAGUGAGGUGCUCGUGUUUGACUUUGGCGGUGAAGUGUACGUGUGGCACGGGAAAGACGUGUCCUUGGGCGACAGGAAAGUGGCCGUGAAACUGGGCAAACAGCUCUUCAGCGGCAGCUACGACUACAGCAGCUGCAGAGUCAACCCCCUGGAUGCCUCCUGCACGAAUGAGGAUGUGCCACAGCAGGGGGAGGGCCGUCCGAGCUGGACUCUGUUUGGUCGGCUGUCGGAGCACAAUGAGACGGCACUGUUCAGAGAGAAGUUCCUGGACUGGGCUGAGAAGAAGAAAGAGGAAGCAGCUCAAGCCGAGGAAAUCAUGAGUCCGGUCCAUUCCACCGGCCGCUCCUCAUUCGACUUGGAGCUGCAGCCGUGCGAUGCCAGAGCGCUGCUGGACAACGAGCCGGAGCCGGUGAAGACCGUCCUGGAGGGAGUGAAUGUCCAUCGGGGCCACGGCCUGGUGAGGACAGAGGACGGGAGGCAGGCGGAGCUGGCCACCAUCGCUGUAGACAGCUGGCACAUUAAAGAGCACAUCGAGGAGGAGCUGCCCAAAGAGAGUCUGGGCCAGCUGCACGAGGGCGACGCCUACAUCAUCCGCUGGAAAUACUCCGUCACCACACUGGUGGGGAAGCGGCAGAAACCCGGGGAGCUGAGCGCCGGAGCUCCGGGUCGAGAGAGGACGGCGUGUUUCUUCUGGCAGGGCCGACAGUCCAGCAUCAGCGAGAAGGGAACCUCGGCUCUGAUGACAGUGGAGCUGGGCAGCCACCGGGGGUCACAAGUGUUGGUGAGUCAGGGGAAAGAGCCGCCCUGCUUCCUCCAGCUCUUCCUGGGAGGUUUGAUCAUCCACCAGGGCAGCAGAGAAGAUGCUGCCAACAACACAGGUGGCUGGAGGCUGUUCUGUGUCCGUGGCGAGGCGGAGGUGGAGGCCUCGCUGGUGGAGGUGAACUGCCAGAGCGCCAAUCUGCGCUCACGUGCCAGUCUGGUGCUUCUGAACUCCCAGAAAGCUCAGCUGUACCUGUGGCACGGCUGUAAAUCACAAGCCCGGGCCAGGCAGGUCGCAAAGAGAGCUGCGGACAAACUAACCCAGAGAUGUCCCUCCGAGUUGGGUCUGAGCAGCAGCAGCACUGUGACAGUCGAGGAGGUGGAGGAAGGUGCCGAGCCCUCGGAGUUCCUGAAGGCUCUGGGCUUGAAGGACAAGAAGGCGUACGACUGUAUGCUGCAAGAUCCUGGGAAGUACAACUACACGGCUCGGCUGUUCAAGCUGAGUGCCAGCUCUGGGGUGUUCGAAGGGGAGGAGCGGCUGUAUCCUGCUCGGGUGCCGGAGGGAGUCAUGGCGAUGCCGUUCCUGCAGGAGAACCUCUACGACGCAGAGCAGCCAGCUCUGUUCCUGCUGGACAACCGUAUGGAGGUGUACCUGUGGCAGGGCUGGCAGCCGGAGGACACGCAGCGCACCGGCUCUGCAAAGAUGCGCUGGGACAGCGAGAGGAAGUGCGCCAUGGAGACGGUGCUGCAGUACUGCAAAGAAAAGAACCAACGGCGCCCCCCUCUGGCUUAUCUGGUCUACGCAGGCUGUGAACCCCUCACCUUCACUAACAUCUUCCCGUACUGGCAGAAAGAUUCCAGCUUCACUCCGGAGGUGGAGAACUCUAAGAACAAGGUGGUGUUGGUGAAGGAGGCGCUGUCUCGGCUCAGCAAGGAGCAGUACUCCAUCGAGGAGCUGACCGGCAAACCUCUGCCGGAGGGAGUGGACCCCCUGCGCCUGGAGGUGUACCUGUCCGACGAGGACUUCAAGACGCUUCUGGAGAUGAGUCGGGUGGAGUUCAACGCGCUGCCGAACUGGAAGCAAAAGAAUCUGAAGAAAAGCAAGGGUCUGUUUUAAAACCGUUUAUCUACACAAACUUGCCUCUUCAUGUUCUCUGCAGCUUUUCUUACAUUUUUUGUUUUUAUUCCAAGAAAAAAAGACAUUGUCCUAAUUUUGUCGAGGAUAAAGAAAAGCGAAUGUACAAUUUUGUUCAAAUGUUGAUCUAUUUUUAAUAGCAGUUCCUUUUUUAUUGUUUCCUUGUGUCCUAUUUUACCCAACAAUUAUGUGCAAUUGUUAAUCUUAUAAUGAAAUGUUUUCCUUUUCUGGUUUAAAAAAAAAAGAAAUAGUUAGCCUCAUAUUAUAAAUAUGUAAAAUACUAUAAAUGAAUGUGUUUUUAUGUUAACUCCAGACGUGUUGAUUUUCUGGUGACAAUUUGUAUAAAAAAAAUUCCUGUGGUGUGAAACUGGGGGAAUUAUUCAUCGAUUUUUGCAUUUCAUGGGAAACAGAAGUCGGCUCUGUGUGGUGGGAGUAAACCGUUGACAAAGAAACGUCAAUAAGUCAAAACAAAUCACAGCUCAGAACAAUCCCUGUAAUUUGAGGUCGUCUGAAAGAAAAGUGGGCGUGUGAAACUCAGCCUGUGUUCCAGUCUAAACAGAAGAAAUUAUUAGUUUUUAUCUUUGUCUGUCAUAACAGUAAAGUUAAGUAAGUCCCAAAGAUUGUUUUAUAUCAGUUUCAGCAAAAAUUGGUUGAAACUAAAAUGAUUAAAGUUUCAAUUUUGACUUUGACAUAAAAACUGACACUUUUUUUUACCAAGUUUGGUACGAGAUAUUUCCUGCUUCUCGUAAAUAACUGCCUAUAAACCGGUUGCUUGGGACCAAAUAGAAUCUUUUGUCUUGUUAUAAAGGGUUUUUGAAAGUGUGUGUGUGUGUAUGUGUGUGCAUGAAAUCUAUGUGUGUGUAAAUGUAUAACUAAAAGUAUUAAGUGUGUGUAUGUAAGAGAGACUGUGAGUGUGUUAUCUGUGCUCCUUCUAUAUGUUUAUAUACACAACAUACUGUCAAUACGUGUCUGCCCCGUGAUGUGCAAAGAAGAAAACAUGUUUUUCUAAACAAUCUCACAUUCAUUUGUUACAAUGUGCAUUUUUUUCUGUGAUAUAUAGGAUCUGCAUUAUAUGUGGAGACAGCGACCAGGUCAGCUUUUAUUUCUGAAACAUUGGUGGUCGGGGGAAAAAGAGACGAGAACGCUCAAAUUCCCUUUUAAAAUAAAGUAUUAAAAAAGUG
Molecule: messenger RNA, 5927 nt
Organism: Limanda limanda (common dab)
Lineage: Eukaryota; Metazoa; Chordata; Actinopteri; Pleuronectiformes; Pleuronectidae
Gene: svild
Product: supervillin d
Exons: 29
Coding region: 229-4728 (1499 amino acids)
Biological process (GO): actin filament severing; actin polymerization or depolymerization; barbed-end actin filament capping
Cellular component (GO): cytoplasm; actin cytoskeleton
Molecular function (GO): actin filament binding; phosphatidylinositol-4,5-bisphosphate binding
Source: RefSeq, a predicted model, not a curated record